This is a messenger RNA of Dictyostelium discoideum AX4, 1503 nucleotides long. RefSeq lists its product as hypothetical. The transcript has a single exon. NCBI's taxonomy places the organism in Eukaryota, Evosea, Eumycetozoa, Dictyosteliales, Dictyosteliaceae. Bases 1 to 1503 code for a protein of 500 amino acids. The record is from RefSeq and is a predicted model, not a curated record.
AUGGAAAAAAAGAUACUUUUAUUUCUUUUAAUUCUAUCCAUUUCAUUUAAUAAUUAUUUUGUCUCAUCAACAUCAUCGUCAUCAUCAUCAUCAAGUGAAUGCCAUCAAAAGAUUUUUAGCGUUUCAGAAGUUAACCCAUACAAUAUUAAUAGUUUAGUUGUUAUUCAAGGUAUUUUUUGUUUAAAUAGUACAGAAGGAAUUAAAGUUUCACUCAAUGUACCAGAAGAAGGAUCAAAUAUUUCAUAUGGAUUAGAUUGUGAUGAUAGUUUAACAAUUGAUUCAAUUGGUGAAACCAUUACAUGUAGAUUAUCAGAUAAUUAUAGUGGUAAAAAUGCAGUAAACUUUACAACAUUGGCAAUUGUAAUGGUUUAUACACCAAUUCCAGUACCAACACCAACACCAUCAAAAACUCCAACAAAACAAAUUGCUGUUGGACCAGUACCAGUAUUAGGAACUAGUAAAUAUAUAUUCACAAACAGUAGUUGUCCAAGUGGUUGUUCAGAAAAUGGUUUCUGUGAUGUUGGAAAUACAUGUAGAUGUAACCAAAACCAAGCAUCAUUUGAUUGUAGUGUCAGAGUUUAUAACCAAACUUCAUUACCAUCACCAAUAGUCCAAGCAUUUAACACAUUUUCAAUGAGUUCAUCAAAUGAGCAAUUCAGUGUUGUUCUAUCACAUAUCAUUGCAAAUCCUGCUGGUUCAACAUCAGAUAUUUCCAUGGUUAGUCAAUUAUCACAAUAUGCAGUCAGUGGUAAUUCAUCAAGCAAAGUUGGUUUAUCUUUUACAUUGGAUGGUACAACCUAUACAAAUGGUAAACCAUCUUCAAAACCAUGGCUUAACCAAUUGCAAUAUGAUGUUGGCUUCACUUCAGUUGAGGAACCAUCAUUUAGCUAUGAAAAUUACAAAGGUGCCUAUUUACCAUUAUCAUCAUCAGCAGCCACAAUUACUUUAACUCCAACUAUUAAUAUCAACUAUUUACCAACUGUUUAUUAUACAACUAGUGGUGGUGCAACUUAUUCAAUGAUAUUUAAAAUAUCGAAUCAACAUGACUCAAUGAGUGGAUAUUCAAAUGUUUUCUCUGAAACUUCAAAUUCAAUCACAUUAUCAAGUGGAGAUGGUAAAAACUCUUUAAUGGUUAUUAGUUUAUCUGAUAUCUAUAGUUUUAAUCAAACAACCGCACCAAAUCAUGCUUAUCUUUCAUUGCUACCAAAUCCAGGUUCUUCUUUAAUAAGCAAUUAUGAUUCAGAUUCUUUAUAUGUUUCAGUUAAUAUACCAUCAAUCUAUAGUACAAACAAUCAAAAUCCAUAUACAAUUCAAUUGAAUAUCAAUGUUUAUGAUAUUGAUACAUCAUCUCAUUCUAAACUUCCAAAAUGGGCUCUUGGUCUAAUUGUAGGUUUCUCUGUAUUCAUCGGUAUUGUAAUUAUUUUCAUUAUAGCUAAAUACAUUAAAACAAAACGUCAUAAUUAUUCAAGAAUAAAUGAUCAUCAUCAUCAUGGCCAUUAUUAA